This is a messenger RNA of Penicillium diatomitis, 2307 nucleotides long. RefSeq lists its product as uncharacterized. Gene Ontology annotation, biological process: phosphatidylethanolamine biosynthetic process; phosphatidylcholine biosynthetic process. The transcript has 4 exons. The record is from RefSeq and is a predicted model, not a curated record. Gene Ontology annotation, cellular component: cytoplasm. Gene Ontology annotation, molecular function: ethanolamine kinase activity; choline kinase activity. The coding region runs from base 1 to 2307 and encodes 768 amino acids. Lineage: Eukaryota; Fungi; Ascomycota; Eurotiomycetes; Eurotiales; Aspergillaceae.
AUGCCGUCCUUCUCGGAGGAUCCCGGUGGUCCUGGCCCCGAAAGAGCGGAAAUUCAACCCAUUUCGGGGACUGGCUUGAACAUUCCUUCGGUCCGCAAAGUCCUGCAAGGAGGUGAGGCGAGCCCGGGCACCCCGCCAGAGGGACCAAGUGUGAAACAGUACCGAGCCCCGGUGGCUAAAGUGACUGCAAGGCCCCCGAUUCAACCAUUGCAAUCGGUGGCUUCGGGUCUGAGCAGUCAGUCUAGUGUCAAAAAUGACAGCCACCUGACGAACCGAUCCGAGCAAGCCCCCAAGGAAGAGGAGGAGCAUCUGAAUCUAUUCCAUCAGGUCUCAGAAUGGCUGGAACAUGAAAAGAUCAGACGCAGAAAUCGUAAGGCUCGGCGAGCCGAAGCAGCCGCCGAGGCCGGCGUCACUGGCACAGAUACGGCUCGUGACUCGGAAGAGACCUCCAUGGAAGAAUCUCCACGUUGCUCCGAAAGUACCUUCUCUUUGGACAAGCUAGAAAAGAUCCUCCUUCAGUAUUCAGGUACUCACAAGAAAGACAGUCUGUCGUCUCUGCUGCCCGUCAAGCGAACAGGCCGACGGCGUCUCAAGGGACUUCGACGCGGUUCUGCGUCCGAGUCUGAAUUCACCGAUGUCGAGGCCCCCGUACCCAGUGUAGAAGCUAUUCUUGAUAAUUCCAAGACGCUCGCUUACACCGGAGGCGCCGCCGAAGAGGAGAGCAUAGAAAGCAGCUCGAGCUCAAGACGCUUGAAAGACCAGGAGGCCUGGUUGACGUUCAAACGAGAUAUCGUGCGCAUUGCGCAUACCAUGCAACUUCGCGGUUGGCGCAGAGUAUCUAUGGAGGCAGCUGGAGACAUCAAAGUGAUCCGCCUAAGCGGUGCCUUGACCAAUGCGGUUUACGUUGUCGAGCCGCCAAAGCAGUUGCCUCUAUCGACCAAAUCCACCACCGAGGGGUCCUCGACAUCCAUUCCGCGCAGGCCUCCACCAAAGCUGUUGCUCCGAAUCUACGGGCCUCAAGUGGACCAUUUGAUUGAUCGUGAGAAGGAACUGCAGAUCCUCCGCCGCUUGGGCCGUAAGAAUAUCGGGCCAAGAGUGCUCGGCACAUUCUUGAACGGUCGGUUUGAGGAGUACUUUGAAGCUCGGCCUCUCACGUCCCGCGAGCUUCGACUGCCAGAUACCGCCAAGCAGAUCGCGAAGCGGAUGCGAGAGUUGCACGAUGGAAUCGAACUGCUGGAAGAGGAGCGAGAAGGGGGCCCGGUCAUUUUCAAGAACUGGGAUAAGUGGGUGGACCGUUGCGAGCAGGUCACCACGUGGUUGGACAAGGAGCUUGAGUCGCCGCAAAAUGAAGCGAAAGCAACUGCUGAACCCUGGCGCCGACGUGGAUAUGUCUGUGGUGUACCCUGGGCACAAUUCCGAAAGGCAGUGGAGAGCUAUCGGGUGUGGCUUGUUGCCAGCUGCGGUGGAAUCAACGAGAUCAAACGGCAACUCGUAUUUGCUCAUAACGAUACCCAAUAUGGGAAUCUUCUUCGCAUGGAGCCUGCCACGCAGUCUCCCCUUCUUCUGCCAGCCAACCAGCACAAGCAGCUUGUGGUGAUUGAUUUCGAGUACUCGUCGGCCAAUACUCCUGGUCUGGAGUUUGCCAACCAUUUUACCGAAUGGUGCUAUAAUUAUCACGACGAGGAGAUUCCCUGGGCCUGUAAUAAUCGUCUUUACCCUACUCCUGAAGAGCAGCGUCGCUUCGUUGCGACUUAUCUCACUCAUCGCCCUGCCAUUCCUGGCGGUCCCGCCUCGCCCAUGGCUUCUCCUUCGGGAACUCCUGCAAUGCGUGGAGGUCGGCCAGUGGCCGCCAUCACUCCAUUGAGUCUCGACGAAGGCGUCGAGGGCACAACUGGAGGCCAACAGCUCGAAACCGUGGAAGAAGAUGACCUUGAGUCCAAAGUUCGAUAUCUCAUGGGACAAACUCGUUUGUGGCGCGCCAUAAACUCGGCCCAAUGGGUGGCGUGGGGUAUUGUGCAGGCCAAGGUUCCCGGCAUGGAUGAGGGUAUUGCCGCCAUGGCGGCGGCGGCGCACCCAGACUGUGCAGUAGAGGAUGCGAAAGCCGAAUCUGCGGUCGAGGAGAAAUUUAAAGCUCCGCCUGUGGAUCCGGAUAUUGACGAGGAGGAGGAAGCUUUUGACUACUUGGCUUACGCUCAGGACCGAGCCAUGUUCUUCUGGUCCGAUUUGUUCGCAUUGGGUCUUGUCAAGCCUGACGAAUUACCUCUGCCAUUGGUUGAACAUAUUCGUAGCCGGAUCGUGGAUUACUGA